AUGGAUUGGAUGGAUCCUAUUUCUGUGUUGUUCCUACUUGCCCUCACACUUGCAUUCCUUUGGAAAAGAAGCGAUUUCUGGAAGAGCACUGGCAAAAAUCUCCCACCAGGACCACGCCCGUUACCACUCAUUGGAAACCUCCACCUCCUGGAUCUGAAGAGGCCUCACGGAACCAUGUUAAAGUUAUCGAAGCAGUACGGCCCCGUCUUCAGCUUCCAAAUGGGAUUCCAGAAAAUGGUCGUUCUGACGGGCUACAAGACUGUGAAAGAGGCUUUGGUGAACCAGGCAGAUGCCUUUGCGGACAGGCCCAGGAUCCCAGUGUUUGAAGACUUUGAUGAAGGCCAUGGUAUUGUGUUUUCUAAUGGCGAGAACUGGAAAGCUAUGAGGCGGUUUGCGAUAAGCACGUUGAGGGACUACGGAAUGGGCAAGAAGACCAUAGAAGACAGAAUUGUCGAGGAGUGCAGUUUCCUAAUACAGAAGUUUGAAUCUUUUGAAGGAAAACCAUUUGAGACGACUACAAUCAUGAAUGCGGCUGCUGCCAAUAUUAUAGUGUUCAUAUUACUCGGCAAGCGAUAUGAAUACGAAGAUCCCACGUUUAUAAGAUUACUGAACUUGGUCAAUGAAGAGAUCCGGGUCUUGGGAAGUCCAUCCGUCAUGCUGUACAACAUGUUUCCUGCUCUGGGCUUUCUUUCUGGUGGCCGCAAGACUGUCCUUAAGAACUCAAAGGAAAUGCGUGACUUCAUACAGGCCACCUUCCUAGAACACCUCAAAGAACUGGAUGUGAACGACCAGAGGAGCUUUAUCGAUGCUUUUCUAAUCCAACAGCAAGAGGAAAAGAACAAGAAUCAGAGCAAUGCAUUUUUCCAUAAUGAAAACUUAAUAGCUGUGGUGGGGGACUUAUUUGCCGCGGGCAUGGACUCCAUUUCGACUACCUUGCGUUGGGGCUUGUUGCUGAUGAUGAAGUACCCUGAAAUUCAGA
Molecule: messenger RNA, 979 nt
Organism: Gekko japonicus
Lineage: Eukaryota; Metazoa; Chordata; Lepidosauria; Squamata; Gekkonidae
Product: cytochrome P450 2K3-like
Exons: 6
Biological process (GO): xenobiotic metabolic process
Cellular component (GO): cytoplasm; intracellular membrane-bounded organelle
Molecular function (GO): heme binding; oxidoreductase activity, acting on paired donors, with incorporation or reduction of molecular oxygen, reduced flavin or flavoprotein as one donor, and incorporation of one atom of oxygen; iron ion binding
Source: RefSeq, a predicted model, not a curated record